This is a messenger RNA of Stylophora pistillata, 540 nucleotides long. RefSeq lists its product as uncharacterized. The record is from RefSeq and is a predicted model, not a curated record. Lineage: Eukaryota; Metazoa; Cnidaria; Anthozoa; Scleractinia; Pocilloporidae. Gene Ontology annotation, biological process: DNA integration. Gene Ontology annotation, molecular function: nucleic acid binding.
AUGUACCGUCCAGCACAAGCCCGCGAGGAGCUUCAACCACAUGAACUUCCUUCGCGCCCUCGGCAGAAAAUCGCUGCGGAUCUGUUUGUCAUUGGGCAGCAGACAUUUCUGAUAAUGGUGGGCUACUGGUCCAGUUUCUUUGAAGUAGUUGAGAUUCACAGGAAGACAGCACAAGCCGUAAUUACCCAGUUUAAGGUGCAGUUUGCCCGACAUGGCAUUCCUGAAGUGCUGAUCAGCGAUAAUGGUCCUGAAUUUGAUAAUCAGGAAUUCAAGAAUUUCUCUACAGAUUGGCAGUUCGAGCAUCGAAGUUCAAGUCCAAGAUAUCCACAUGCAAAUGGAAAAGUGGAAAAUGUGAAGACCUGCAAAGGACUACUCUUGAAGGCGAAGGAAGACAAACGAGACCCAUUGUCGGCGAUCCUCGCUUGGCGCAACACCCCAAGUGAGGGAUUCAGCACCUCACCAGUUCAAAGACUGAUGGACCGGCGCACGCGCACCUUGCUGCAACUGCUGAAAAGCUACUCCAGCCGAACAGUGACCUGA